Messenger RNA from Aureococcus anophagefferens, 879 nucleotides. RefSeq lists its product as hypothetical. The transcript is spliced from 2 exons. Gene Ontology annotation, molecular function: transferase activity. NCBI's taxonomy places the organism in Eukaryota, Pelagophyceae, Pelagomonadales, Pelagomonadaceae. The record is from RefSeq and is a predicted model, not a curated record. The annotation marks the transcript as partial.
GCGCUCCUCUUCCCGGGCCAGGGCGCGCAGAAGGUCGGCAUGCUCGAGCCCUACAAGUCCGCGCCGGGCGUCAAGGCCAUGUUCAAGAAGGCGAGUAAGAUCUUCGGCACGGACCUGCUGGAGCUCGUGGAGAAGGGCCCCGCGGAGAAGCUGAACGACACGCGCUACUCGCAGGUCUGCGUCUUCCUCACGUCCAUGGCCGCCGUCAAGAAGCUCGAGAAGGACGACCCCGACGCCGUCGCGCGCUGCAACGUCACGGCGGGCUUCUCGCUCGGCGAGUACUCGGCGCUGACGUUCGCGGGCGUCAUGGAGCUCGAGACGGCGCUGACGCUCCUGAAGCUCCGCGGCGAGGCCAUGGGCGCGGCCUGCGACCUCGCGCCGUCGGGCAUGAUGACGGUCAUCGGCCUGGAGGACGAGGCGCUGGUCAAGGUCAUGCCCGACGACGUCACCAUCGCGAACCAGAUGUUCCCGAAGGGCCGCGUGCUGUCCGGCUCCAAGGACGGCAUCGCCAAGGUCGAGGCCGCCGUCAAGGCGCUCAACGUCGCGGGCGUCAAGACCAUCGUCUCCGGCGCGUUCCACUCGCCCUACAUGGCCUCGGCGGCCGACAAGCUCGAGACGGCCCUCGCGUCCGCGACCUUUGGCGCGCCGAGCCGCGUCUGCUACUCGAACGUCGACGGCCGGCCCCACGCUGUGGACGCGGACUCGAUCAAGCGCAAGAUGAAGGAGCAGCUCAUGGCCGGCGUCCUCUGGGAGGACACGAUGAACCACAUGAAGGCCGGCGCUGUGGAGCGCUACUUCGAGCCUGCGCCGGGCCGCCAGCUGUCCUCCAUGCUCCGCCGGAUCGAUUCCGGGGAAUACGCGAAGAUGAAGAACGUGUAA